Cynocephalus volans (Philippine flying lemur) is the source of this 604-nucleotide messenger RNA. RefSeq names its product histone H2A type 2-B-like. Gene Ontology annotation, molecular function: structural constituent of chromatin; protein heterodimerization activity; DNA binding. Gene Ontology annotation, biological process: heterochromatin formation. Lineage: Eukaryota; Metazoa; Chordata; Mammalia; Dermoptera; Cynocephalidae. Bases 1 to 336 code for a protein of 111 amino acids. The transcript has 2 exons. Gene Ontology annotation, cellular component: nucleosome; chromatin. The record is from RefSeq and is a predicted model, not a curated record.
AUGUCUGGACGCGGAAAGCAGGGAGGCAAAGCUCGCGCCAAGGCCAAGUCGCGCUCGUCCCGCGCUGGCCUCCAGUUCCCAGUGGGCCGGGUGCACCGCUUGUUGCGCAAAGGCAACUACGCCGAGCGGGUGGGGGCCGGCGCGCCCGUGUACAUGGCGGCUGUGCUCGAGUACCUGACCGCGGAGAUCCUGGAGCUGGCGGCCGUGAGAAAUGACGAAGAGCUCAACAAGUUACUCGGGGGUGUCACCAUUGCACAGGGUGGCGUCUUGCCCAAUAUCCAGGCUGUCUUGUUACCCAAAAAAACGGAGAGUCAUAAGCCUGGCAAGAACAAGUGAUUAGGAGGCUUGACGCCAUCCCCAUUAACCCCAAAGGCUCUUUUAAGAGCCACCGAAAUGUUGAAUUAAGGGCUGCUCACGAAACAGCGCGUUAGCUCUUUCUUUUGAGAACUUGGGCGGCUCUAAAAAGAGCCUUUGGUCUUUGGUUUAGUCUGUCAGGAUUUAUUUGCUUUUAGCUUUGUGGCUUUCGGUUUUCUUUGGCAACAAAACGGCUUGGAUGUUAGGCAACACACCACCCUGGGCGAUGGUCACCUUGCCCAGCAACUUG